UGCCAUUGCUGUGCAAGGUUCGCUAAGUACUGGGCUAGUCGGACUUGCAUUGGUCAACCUCAUCAGUUUGGCUGGCAACGUGAAGCUCCUAGUCAUGCAGUGGGCGCUGCUGGAGACAUCACUUGGCGCGGUGGCCCGCAUCAGGGCAUACGAGAGCAUCACGCCAUCUGAAGUCAAGUCUGAUGAGGACCGGGAGGUUCCUACCAACUGGCCACGUCAAGGAAAGGUGGAAAUUGUCCGAGCAUCGACACGGUACUCGGAUGCUGGUCCACUCGCCCUUAGUAACCUCUUGUUGUCGAUCCCAGCCGGGAGUAGAGUCGGAAUAUGCGGACGCAGUGGGAGUGGCAAGACAUCGCUCUUUUCUGUCCUCCUACGGAUGUUAGACUUGCAUAGUGGUUCUGUCAUGGUAGAUGGCAUCGACAUCGCCAUGAUCCCUCGAGCCAAAGUUCGAGCCCAAUUAAACGCGGUCCCUCAGGAGGCUUAUUUCUUGCCGAACACCUCUAUUCGCGCAAGCAUUGACCCAUCUGAUCGCCUUGGAGAUGAUGAGAUUAUCGCUAUCCUCAAGGAGGUCGAAUUAUGGGAACCCCUCGGUGGUGAGGAUAACAUAGCAGUCCUCGACCUAGUCCUUAGAGAUGGGCUUCUCUCACACGGUCAACGACAGCUGCUUUCACUCGCCCGCGCACUGGCGCGACGAGUGGCGGCUGGCAACAUCCUGCUCCUAGAUGAAGUAACCAGUCAUCUGGACCGGAGAACGGAGGAGACAAUAAGACAGGUCGUCCGUCGCUGCUUUUCUGGGUAUACAGUCAUCUCCAUAGCGCACCGUCUGGAGACCAUUGUUGAUUUUGUCGUUGUGGUGGUGCUGGAUGCAGGGAGAGCUGUUGAAGUUGGUGCACCCAAUGAGCUCUUGUCUCUGUCAACCUCCACAUUUAGGCAUUUGUAUGAGAAGCAAAAGUUGAGCGGCUGAUGAGUACAUGGGUUGUUGAUAUGAUGAGCACUCCGGGAGCACUCAUAAAAGCGGCGGCAUCCCAAUGAGGCAACCAGGCGGGAUCUGCCAAAAAAC
Aspergillus pseudonomiae is the source of this 1060-nucleotide messenger RNA. RefSeq names its product P-loop containing nucleoside triphosphate hydrolase protein. NCBI's taxonomy places the organism in Eukaryota, Fungi, Ascomycota, Eurotiomycetes, Eurotiales, Aspergillaceae. The transcript is spliced from 3 exons. Gene Ontology annotation, molecular function: ATP hydrolysis activity; ATP binding; ATPase-coupled transmembrane transporter activity. Gene Ontology annotation, cellular component: membrane. The coding region runs from base 95 to 964 and encodes 289 amino acids. The record is from RefSeq and is a predicted model, not a curated record. Gene Ontology annotation, biological process: transmembrane transport.